Molecule: messenger RNA, 7957 nt
Organism: Centropristis striata (black sea bass)
Lineage: Eukaryota; Metazoa; Chordata; Actinopteri; Perciformes; Serranidae
Product: disabled homolog 2-interacting protein-like
Exons: 16
Coding region: 545-4120 (1191 amino acids)
Biological process (GO): regulation of GTPase activity
Source: RefSeq, a predicted model, not a curated record
CUCUGUUACACACACUCACACAGGAGUUGAAGAUAGUGGUUUUGGAUACAUAUCUGUGUUACAACAGACUCUUUCACUUCUUUAUGAAAGAGAAGGAACUGGCUUUUUGACUGUCUAUAAAAUUCCUCUAGUGUACUCUGGAACUGGGAACAGGAACAGCUUUCCUGUCAUUCAGGAUACACACUCACAGUAUUCCGGACAUCAUGCCUCUGGGAUCUCGCUGUGGGAAACUUUGAGGGGGAGUGUUCAAAGGUGGAGCUUAAGUCUCAGCUUGUGGGACAGGACACAAGUAUUGAACAGAGGUGGAUGCUUUAUGGGUUUAAUCUUUCCUUUCUCCAGUGGGUUUCACAAUGGAGUGGAUUUGAUCAGGACACAGUCCACGAGGACUUAGGUAGACUGUGAGUGACUGCAAAGAGGACUCUUUAGGGAAGUUUGCGAUAAACAAGAGUUGAAGUCCAUGAGAAUGUUGCCUGGAGUUUAUCUGCACUGAAACCAGAUUCAAGAAGACUUGUUGAGAUAUCUUUUGAGUGGAAACUAUAGCACCAUGGCCGGGGUCACUAGGAAGGGAUCUGGAAGACCCUCAUACUACUACAGAUUCCUGGGCAAGUCCAGACUGCAGCGUCAGCGAAGCCGGUCACGCAGCCGCACCAGGCCGGCUGCCAGCAGGGAGUCUCCCCCAGAGAGGUCGGGACGCCGACGCAGCAUGCCAGGCAGCUCCUCAGACAAGAACACACCCACUAUGGAGGCUCCAGCCACCGCAGCCACACCUUUCAGAGUCACCGUGAGUACUGGCUUUCUGAGUCGGCGGCUGAAGGGCUCGAUAAAACGCACCAAGAGUCAACCAAAACUUGACCGCAACUCCAGCUUCAGACACAUCCUUCCCGGCUUCAGGAGCGUCGACAAUGACAGAUCUCAUCUGAUGCCAAGGCUGAAGGAGUCUCGCUCCCAUGAGUCAUUGCUCAGCCCCAGUAGCGCUGUGGAAGCCCUGGACCUAAGUAUGGAGGACGAGGUUGUCAUCAAGCCUGUUCACAGCAGCAUCCUCGGGCAGGACUACUGCUUUGAGGUCACCACCUCCACAGGAAGCAAAUGUUUUUCCUGCCGUUCAUCAGCCGAGAGAGACAAAUGGAUGGAGAAUCUGAGGAGAGCAGUACAACCAAACAAGGACAACAGUCGGCGGGUGGAGAACCUGCUGAGGCUGUGGAUCAUCGAGGCCAAGGACCUGCCGGCCAAAAAGAAAUACUUCUGUGAGCUUUGCCUCGAUGACUCACUCUACGCCCGCACCACCUGUAAACUCAAGACUGACAAUGUCUUUUGGGGCGAGCACUUUGAGUUCAACAACCUGCCCGCUGUCAAGAGCAUCACAGCCCACCUCUACAAAGACACGGACAAGAAGAAAAAGAAAGAUAAAAACAAUUACAUUGGACUCGUCAAUAUCCCCGUCGCGGCGGUCACUGGACGGCAGUUUAUGGAGAAGUGGUAUCAAGUCAGCACGCCUAACCCCCCAAAGGGCAAGACAUCUGGGCCUAUGAUUAGGAUCAAGGCACGCUAUCAGAGCAUGAACAUCCUUCCCAUGGAGAUGUACAAGGAGUUUGCAGAGUACACCACCAACAACUACAUGCUGCUAUGCUCGGUGCUCGAGCCCGGGAUUAGUGUCAAGAACAAGGAGGAGAUGGCGUGUGCGCUGGUCCACAUUCUGCAGAGCACCGGCAAGGCCAAGGACUUCCUCACAGACUUGAUGAUGUCAGAGGUGGAUCGCUGCGGGGAAAACGAACACCUCAUCUUCAGAGAGAACACAUUAGCGACAAAGGCCAUAGAGGAAUACUUAAAACUGGUGGGGCAGAAGUACCUGCAGGACGCCCUCGGUGAGUUCAUCAAGGCUCUGUAUGAGUCAGAUGAGAACUGUGAGGUGGAUCCGUCCAAGUGUUCCUCAGGCGACCUGCAGGAGCACCAGAGCAACCUGAAGAUGUGCUGUGAGCUGGCCUUUUGCAAAAUCAUUAACUCAUACUGUGUGUUUCCACGAGAACUGAAGGAGGUAUUUGCGUCAUGGCGGCAGGAGUGCAGCAACCGAGGUCGACCGGACAUCAGCGAGCGUUUGAUCAGCGCGUCCUUGUUCCUGCGGUUCCUCUGUCCCGCCAUAAUGUCCCCCUCGCUUUUUAAUUUGAUGCAGGAGUAUCCAGAUGACCGCACAGCACGCACACUUACGCUCAUCGCUAAAGUCACCCAAAACCUGGCAAACUUCACCAAAUUUGGUAAUAAGGAAGAGUACAUGUCCUUCAUGAACCAGUUCCUGGAGCACGAGUGGACCAACAUGCAACGCUUCCUGCUUGAAAUCUCAAACCCAGAGACAAUCUCCAACACGGCAGGCUUCGAGGGGUACAUCGACCUCGGCAGGGAACUCUCUACUCUGCACUCCCUCCUCUCUGAGGUGGUGUCCCACAUGGACCAGAGUGCAGCCUCCAAGCUGGGUCCUCUGCCCAGGAUCCUGCGAGAGGUGAGCACCGCUUUGUCCAACCCGUCCUGCGUCCAGAUGACACCCGGACAAUCCUCGGAGCAUAUGGGCUUGCCCCCCGCUGAGGCGAGCUGCAGCAUCUCCACCGGCCUGCAGAAGAUGGUCAUAGACAAUGACCUUUCAGGAUUAGUGGAUUUCACCAGGUUACCCUCCCCUACCCCGGAAAAUAAGGACCUAUUCUUCGUGACAAGGAGCUCAGGGAUCCAGCCCUCCCCAGCACGCAGUUCAAGCUACUCUGAGACCAAUGAACCCGACCUGGGCAUGGCUAAUGGCAGCAAGAGUCUGUCCAUGGUGGACCUCCAGGACCCUCGCAGUCUGGAAGGUGGACCAGGUCCCAGCUCCUCAGACAUCCUGGGUGAAGGUACACCUUCUGGAGGAGGCUGGGCAGCCAGAGUCCCACAGGGCAACAUCCCUGGAGGUCCCACUCUGAGGAGGCCAGGCCAGACCCCCAGCACCCUGGCCACAGAAAGCACCCCAGGCCGACCCGCCCAGCUACUAGCCCCCCUCUCCUUCCAGAACCCGGUCUACCAGAUGGCAGCCUGCCUGCCCGUGUCCCCUCGCGGAAUGACCGACUCGGGCUCAGAGUGCCACAGUUCUGUCAGUUCCCAUAGCAACAAUGACGACGGACCACCAGGAGGGAAGCACGCCUUCUUGAACCAUGGCGGCGGAGGAGGAGGUGGAGGAGGGGGCAGCAGCGGGGACGAGUACACCAGGCGUUCAGGGGAGUUUAACCGCCGACAGCUGUCCCUCACAGAAACACAGCACCAGCCCACUGUCCCCAGACAGAACAGCGCCGGGCCGCAGCGAAGGAUAGAUCAACCUCCGCCUCAGAACAUUUCCCGCGGCCGCACACCCCCAAAUCUGCUCAACAGCGGACCCUACCCCCGUCCCUCCUCUGGCAACAUGAUGACAUCUUCACCCGACUGGCCUGGCAGCAGCGCGCGGUUACGACAGCAGUCCUCUUCCUCCAAAGGUGACAGUCCUGAGACCAAGCAGAGGGCUCAGCACAAACAGGCCCCCUCCCCAGUGAACCCCAGUGCGCUGGACCGCACAGCAGCCUGGCUAUUGAAUAUGAAUGUGCAGUAUUUAGACCAUGAGGGGAUGGAGCCCGAGUCACUGAGAAACAGAGAGGAUCUGACUCAGGUGGAGAAGUACCAGCAGGAGAUCGCCGUGCUGCAGGAGAAGCUGCGGGCGUCGGUGCAGAAGCUGGAGGAGUACGAGGCCCGUCUGAAAGGUCAGGACGAACAGGCCCAGAAGGUGCUGAUGGAGUACCAGGCCCGGCUGGAGGAGUCGGAGGAGCGUCUGCGCCGACAGCAGGACGACAAGGACCUCCAGAUGAAGGGCAUCAUCAGCAGGUUAAUGUCGGUGGAAGAGGAGCUAAAGAAGGAUCACUCAGACAUGCAGGCGGUGGUAGACUCCAAACAAAAGAUCAUAGAUGCACAGGAGAAGCGUAUUGCCUCUUUGGAUGCAGCCAACGCCCGUCUGAUGAGUGCUCUGACCCAGCUGAAGGAGCGCUACAGUGUGCAGACCCGCAACGGCAUCUCCCCCACCAACCCCACCAAACUGCAGAUCACUGAAAACGGAGAGUUCAGGAACAGCAGCAAUUGCUAGACGGGCUGGCAUCUGCCCACGAAUGAGUGCUGAGUGCCUGUGCGUGUACAGUUAUUCAAUGAGCGGACGUCUACAUGCAUGCACGGCUGCAUGCCUGUUUGAAAGACUGCGAGGGUGUGUGUGUGUUUUUUAAAAAGCAGACAUUGUGAAGAUAACUUUUUGGACACCAGUGCAGGAGUGAGGUCAUCACUCAGAAAAAGGCGGGACUUUAGUGUGACAGACAGAUCCCCAAGAAGACAAGAUCACCAGAUGGCCUUCGUUACGAGGGUGAUGGCCAGAGGAGGCGGGGCAGAACUUGUACAUAUGAAACUCAAAGCUGUCCAUCAGUCAGACACUUUGCCAGUGGAUGUAUGCAGUCGCUGGGACAAUUCAAGACCCUGCCUACGCCUGGGACAAACCACUAUAUAACCACACACAGUGACGACCGCCAGAUACGGUCACCCUCCUCUCCUCCUCUCUCUUUAUUCUUUACCCUCUUGACGACCAAGUGGACCCACUUAAAAACAAUAACACGCAGGAUUGAGGAUUAUCACGUUAGUUGUCUCGAGAGGAUUACUUUCUAGUGCUUUAUUUUAAAGUCAUUGUUUAUAAAGAACCAAAUAGGAGCUCAAAAAAAUAGAUAUUUUUAGUCCAAAAUUAUCUUUAUGUCCCUUUCCACUCCUUGGGUGUGUUCCUGAGCGUCCCGAUGAGCCCCCGCUCCCCCCCCCCCCCCCCCUCCAUCCCUAUGUAGUGCACUUUGAGAGAAGCUAUUGGUACAUGAAACGCCUUAAGUAAGGAACACACCUCGACUUUAUCCCACAGCUCCCCUAUUUCUGCAAAAAAAGGCACAACUUAUACUGUGGAUUUGUAAAGGAUACAAAAAUAGACUUGUACACACAUAAAUGUAUUAUGAACACUAAAGUAAAUUCUAUGUGAUACUAUAUUAAUGAAAUUUAAUAUAGAUGUAUGCAUUUCUUUUCUUCUAUAGAGUAUACACACAUAUCUAUAUUUGAUAAUCUCAAAUAUAAAAGCAGCCCUUUAUUUAGGAGUUUUUAUUUUUCUUCUCUUACGAUGAAAGACUGUAGUGUGUAGCUUGCUUUAGAGCCCUGGAGGAGACGAUCACACCGAGCAGUGAUCAGCACCAUCGCCUCAGUCACCCCCACUUUCAAAUUCUUCAAUGCUUCACCCUUUACAUAUAGUAUGCACUACGUGUGGGGAAAAAUCUCUGCACUGUAGUUCCAAACAGCUCCAGCGUAGCUUGCACAACUUGCACGGUCAAGUGAUCGGUUCUUCAUCUGGUGCUAAUCAUUGCUCUUAAAGACACAGAUCAAUAAAACCCAGAUUUAGAUUUUUGGUUUGAGUCACAUGUGUGGUCUUCUCACUCUAGUAGCACAAUAGCUAAUGAGAGACGUGUUUAGACACACUCGCUCAUACUAUACACUGGACUGGUGAGCCGUUGUAAUAAUGGCCUCCUUAGUUACAACAUUUUCUCUCUAACUGCUUUGUUUGUCAGUGGUAAUGAAGUAUGCUGCAUCCAAACUGUGACUCUAUUAAUCCUAGUGGCAUCAUCUCUCUCUCCUCUCUCUCUCUUUUUCUUACUCCUAUUUCAUCCCUCGUUCUUCUGAAUGUGAAGAUGCUAACUCACAGUUGGUCUUAACAUGGGGUUUGGUCCUUCUUAUCUCUCCUUGCAUCGCUCUCAUCGCUCCAUACCAUCUCAGCAUCUGUAUUUUGUAUAUUUUUGUAUUCAUUUUUCUUACCUGUAACAGACUGUAUACAUCAAAGUGUGAGGCUCUGCAUGCUUCAUCCUUGCUCUAGAGCCAAUGGUAGCGUCAGUAUCACCAUUUUAUUUUUAUUUUUUUUUGCCAAUUCGAAGGUGAUGAUGACGAUGAUGAAUGCUUUGCUGCAGACAUAUAUACAGUGGAUAUAUGAUAAUUGAGUGCAUCAAGAGGCUGGACAGCCUGGGAACGUGUAAAUAAAAUGCUCACACUAUUUUUACCUAAUGUUAACAGAGCUUUUUGUAAAUGUAUCUUGUGCUCAAACUCUGCUGUAUCAUUAUUGAUAUUGUAAAUACAAAAUAGCUCAGUCAGUCAUCUGUCCUCAUUGGGUAGAACUAUACAAUUAAAUUAACCUUUCAGUGUUCUCCCUGUUAAAGCUAUUGUUUUUUGUAUUUAGAGUGUAAUAUCACUAGCCAAAAAAACUGAUUAAGUAGGAGUUUGACUCUUGGGAAGUCGGGGAGGAUGCCACACAAUCCUGUAUUUCUCAUCAGUCUAGCUCUAUGCACUUUUACGUUCAAUGGUUGGUGUUUAUAAUUAGCUUUUUUUGUUUGUUUGUUUUUAAAGCACAGCACCUGUUUCAGGUGUUUAAAAAUGUGGCAAAGUUCAAAACCUAAGAAAGGGAUUUUUGGUAUAGCUCAUUCACAAACAAUUUCAUCAGAUAAGCAUAACGAGUUACCUUUUUCUUUUUGUUUAAAUAGAAAGGAAUAGCCUCAGACUGAAGAAUCAGCUCCACAGAGAUGUAGGACUUUCCUCCUCAACAUAUUUUUUACCAGGCAUUCAUUCCUAAAACAGUAUUGUACAACUGCAGAGAUUAAAUCAAGACUAUGUUACUUUCGACAGUAGAAAUAAUACAUUCUUAAAAAUGAAUUGUUUAAGCAAUACACACACUAAAUGCUACAUGGUCUUUUUUUAACCAGUUGUUUUGGUUUCAAAUAUUAACUAACAUUAGCAAAGUGUAGGUGAAUUUGGCUGUAAAGAGGUACUUUACUGAUUCAGUUUGUUGCUUCUGUAACAAUAGCUUAGCGUUUUAGCUAAAUGCUAAACCACCGUUUAGCCUUGCUCCUGUUGUGUUGUGACGAGUAGCUUCGGUGGCUAUGGUUGGCUAACCUUAGCAAAUUUUUCUGUAAAAAGCACAUCACUGAUUCAGUUUAGCUAAACUACUGUUUAUCAUUUACACUAGUUAAACAGCUAGAAAUUGUGAUGCUAACAUUACAACCUUACAUGGUCUGUUAUUACAACUAGCUUUAGGUGGCUAUGGCUAGCUAAUGUUAUCAAAUUAUAGUUUAUAUUAAAAGGCACAUUUCUUAUUCAUUUUUUUUUACUUUGACUCAUCCCCAUGUGGUCCUGUAUUGCCAACUUAGCAUUAGAUUUAUGCUGAACUACUAUUAAGCCUUCAUUCUGUUAUGAUGAGUAGCCCUUGGUGGCUAAGAUGAGCGAACAUUAGCAAAUUAUAGAUACAUUUUGCUGUACAAGGCACAUUACUGAUUAAGUUCUUCUCUAAAUACUAAACGAUUGUUCACCUACCUAAAAAACUAAAGUUGAGCAUUUAGUUAAGACGGUAGAUUAGCAAAACAGCAGUGUGUGGGUUGUUCAGGAGAAGUUACAUAACCUUGCUUUAAACUGCAGUGCACAAUAAUAAAAGUAAACUGGCAUAAGGCUGUCAUGGAUGCCACAUCAGUAGAUCCACAACAAGUAAAGUAGAAGACACGCACUAAUGUUGCUUUCUAAUUCGACGUCUCAGCUAUAAACUGAUUUAUCACAUCCAUGUUCCCACCUCAGUUCAAAUUUUCCAAUUCAGAAAACCAUAAACUCACUCUUCACACUUCAGCCAGUCUGACAAAAGAUCAAUCAAAAAUAUAAAGCUAUAAAUAAAGUAAAAGAUGUUGUAUGUUUUCUAUUAUCUUGUAGAAAAUACUUUUGUAAGUAUGUUGAAAGUAUAAAGUAUUUGCUGGAUUCUGCUUCCUUUGACGACAGUGACAAAACAAUAAUGUACAGAGGAAUUUGUGUUGACAAAAUGUGGCUGUGCAAUUUAUGUACAUUUGCAACUAGACCUAUUAAAGUUUUAUUUAGCUAUUUUAAAAAA